AUGACUAUCAAGCGGGUGGCUGUCAUUGGCGCUGGCCCUGCGGGUGCCAUUGCCGUCGAUGCGCUGAUGCAGGAGAAGAUAUUCGAUGUUCGUGUUUUUGAAAGACAGGAGAAAGCCGGGGGAUGCUGGGUGUCAAGAGAUGAUCCCCCACCGCAAAAUUUCGACCUUGACGGGUUGGCAGCGCGCACAGCAGAUGCGCCAUUGAAGAUCCCAGAGCAACUUCCAUGUCACACGCCGGUGGUGGGUCAGGAUCGCUUUACUGAUUCACCCGUUUAUCCUGGACUGGAGACGAACGUGGACGCAAGCGCUAUGUCGUACUCCCAAGAGCCGAUCCCAACGGUUCGGUCGCAAUGGUCAAUUGAGCGACACGGCGAGGAUACGCCGUUCCGGCAUCACUCUAUCAUCAGGCAGUAUAUCGAAGAUCUCUUCACGAAGAAGGGCCAUGCAGAUCUUAUUCAGUACAAUACGACUGUUGAGCGAGCGAUCAAGAAGCUUGGCAGCGAUAAAUGGGUGCUCACUCUUCGACGUACACAAUGCCACAAUGGUAGUCAAUCCGACUACUGGUGGACUGAAGUGUUUGAUGCACUCGUGGUGGCUUCCGGCCAUUAUGCAGUACCGUAUAUCCCUGCCAUCACCGGCCUGAAAGAGUUCGCGGAACGUUAUCCAGGCAGCAUCGAGCACACCAAACACUACCGGGGACCGGAGAAGUACCGCGGCAAGAAAGUCAUAACAGUCGGGGCAUCAGUCUCGGCCGCCGACACAGCAGUCAGCUUAAUUGGCACCGCUCAAUCGCCCAUUUAUGCUGUGACUCGCGGUCGCUACAACGUGUACUUCGGCAACGAGGCAUUCAAGCACCCAAUGAUUCAAGAACGGACCACCAUCUCACAUAUUACGGUCGAGGACCGAACUGUUCAUUUCGAAGACGGUUCCUCCGAGACCGGCGUGGAUAACAUCCUCUUCGGAACAGGCUUCACAUGGACACUACCAUUCCUGCCAGGAGUGAAAACACGCAAUAACCGUGUCCCAGACUUGUAUCAGCAUGUGUUUUACCGCCAUGAUCCAAGUCUGGUAUUCGUUGGAGCUGUCGGUGCUGGUCUCACCUUCAAAGUCUUCGAGUGGCAGGCUGUGGCAGCUGCACGCGUGUUGGCAGGCAGAGCCACCCUGCCUAGUGUUGCUGAACAGGAGCAAUGGGAGACGGAUCGCAUCGCGCAGAGAGGUGAUGGGCCCGGGUUUACGGUUAUCAACCCCGAGUUCAAGGCUUAUUUCGAGGAUAUGCGUCUACUUGCCGGCGAGCCACGCGAUGGAGCUGGGCGCCCACUGCCGGUGUUUGAGCAGAAGUGGGCGGACGAGUUCAAUGCUGGCCAUGAGCGGCGCAAGAAGAUGUGGAGACGGAAUAACACCGCGACGAAACUAUAG
Molecule: messenger RNA, 1416 nt
Organism: Penicillium cinerascens
Lineage: Eukaryota; Fungi; Ascomycota; Eurotiomycetes; Eurotiales; Aspergillaceae
Exons: 4
Coding region: 1-1416 (471 amino acids)
Molecular function (GO): N,N-dimethylaniline monooxygenase activity; flavin adenine dinucleotide binding; NADP binding
Source: RefSeq, a predicted model, not a curated record